Molecule: messenger RNA, 1095 nt
Organism: Symbiodinium necroappetens
Lineage: Eukaryota; Dinophyceae; Suessiales; Symbiodiniaceae
Source: the annotation of a GenBank genome assembly
AUGCACUGCUCGCGGACUCGCAGGUUGGGACGCUGGUGGGACGGCCCCCUGGGUGCCAACAGCAGUAAUGCGUGCAAGCUUUGCUCGCUCGGACGCUUUCAGCCCGUACAAGCGCAGGUUGGCAUCUCCAGCUGCUUGCCUUGCGCCGUGGGGAACUACUCCGAUGAACCUGGGGCUUCCGCAUGUCGCUAUUGCAGCCCUGGGUACUACAGUUCUUCCGUUGGCAGCUCUACUUGUCAGCUCUGCGAGGCUGGAACCUGGAGUCGUCAGCCGGGCACAGUGGGCAAAGCCAUGUGUGUGGAUUGUGGCGAUGAUUGCAGUGCAGGUGCUUCUGUAUCUAUUUCCUGGCAGGUCGUCAAUCUGGACUGCGCAGCCCUUGACCAGAAGCGGCGAGAAGACCUUUCAGCAGCUUAUGCCGCGGAUCUCGCGUCUACCUUUGGCGGAGUCUCUCCUCGAUACUUUCGAAACCUCGAUGGCGACGAAGCUGAGGUCAGCCUGAUUCCUUUGGGUCGUACCUCCUGCCAGGCCAGCUGCGUCCUGAUUCUGCCAGACGGGACAACGCUGCAGUCGAUGGCCAGGCAUGUGAGUCUUGCCCAACUACGGAGCUUGCUGCAUGGAUCUACACUUCUCUCUGCUGACAGCCCAGCGAACGAGCUGGAGAUUGUUGAUGUGGCAAUGAUGCCAAUGUCGUUUACCAGUCGGCCGGUCCAUUUCUCCAUAAGCUCAACGAGCCAAUUCCCGGUGACGUCUAUUACAACUACAGCAGCGACCAACUCCACUUCCAGCACUCGCUUCAUGGCCAUGCCGGCAGGGCCUGCCUUGAAGCUGCCUGCGACCAGCAACUCCUCACAGGAGGCGGCUCUCCCGGACUCUGACACUGCGCAACACCACCGACAAACGAUUGGCUUGCUUGUGUUCCUGAGUCUGGCCGCGUGUCUGUGUUGCAUGGAGCUGCUUCACUGCGCCUGGAAAUCAAGUGCCCGAACGAUGAUUUUUCGGUGCUGGAAGGCGCCCAACGGCAUGGCCAAUGGGAUGCAGUCCGACACAAGUGACAGCGAGGAUGCCUCGGAUGAUGAUGCAAGCAAGUCCAGCUAA